UGGAGCGCCGGUCCUGCUGGAGGUCCUUUGAACGAAAGUGGCGCGGCAUGAUGGCAAGUUGGAAGUUUUGACGAAGAAAGAAGUAAUAAUUUACGCUCUGCGCUAUGUUUUCUGCGGACCAAAAUUGUUGGUUUGUCCGCAAGGUGAUUUGCUGGAGGGCUGCAGCCAGCAUAGCCUGGGCUGUCUUGUUGUUGCCACCAACCACGGCAGUUUUUGUCAUCCUCAGCAAAUUCAGUCUUCUCUUCCCAAUCCAGACUCUAUCAGAAUGUUUGUCCGUCAUGACAAGCGCCAGCGGCAUUUUGUCCUUUGUCCUGUUGUGCAGCGUCACCACCAUGGUGGGCUUCCUGAUCUUUGUAUAUUAUACGGUCAUCCCUACCGUUGCCUGCUCCAAAAUCGCUCUGUUGGGUCACCUGCUGCAUCCGCGUCACGUGGCCAACUCCUUGCUCCACUGCUUCAUGGGCAUCAUGGUGGCCUGGUGGGCUGCUGUCACCAUUGGGGGCCGUUACGAGAUGCACACUUACCCCUGCGGCGUCGAAGACGCUCCCCCUCAGAUGUGUCUGAACGAGUACCAUCUCAUCCUCCUGCUGGCGGGAGCUUUCGUGGGCUUCUCCCACAACCUGUUUGGUGUCGUCCACAACAUGAACUAUGUGUUUUUCCCCACCGUUCAGCAAUACAAGUACCUUCGUUUUAAGGAGUCCUUGCCGCUGGUGGUGAAGUGCAGUGCUGCCCAAGCACUUUACUCGAUCAGGAACUACAUUCUAGUGUAUUUCUUCUUGGGAUACAUCCCAAGAGAGUGGAUCUGUAAAAUGUUCAACCUUCACUUAAACAGUUCCACUCACCGUCUGGACACCAUCAGCGGGCUUCUGGACUUGACCCUGCUCUACCAUCUGUGGACCAGUGCCACCUUUCUACUCUUCACUUGGUACAUGGCCUUGCUGCUCUUCAGGAUUUUUAUCACGGAGGACUACAGUUUCCCAAUACAGUCAUCUUUCACAGAGGACGUGCACCAGUGUCUUCCCAGAGUUCUGUCUGACCCAAAGCCAGGAAUAUUAAAGUUCCUAGCCCUACAAGACUUGGCUCUGUUCUCUCAGCACUCGCCAUGGCGACGUGGCGAGGUGUUCAGCCUAAGUCAGCCAGGUGGACAUCCUCACAACUGGAAUGCCAUUAGCAAGGAGUGUCAAUCGCUUCUGGCGGACCUGACCCAGCGACUGAUCGCUUACCACGACAGCGUGGCCACCAACGGCAGGGCCAAGUCGCUUUCGUCGGGAAGUGGCGAACUGAAGUCCACGUCGGACUCGUCUUCAGCAAUCUCUGGUGCAGAGGAUCAGAAGAGUCCAAUGGCCAGAAACGUCCCGAUCCAAAGUCCAGAUUGCGUCUUCGGCAGCACGCAGCCAAGACACUUGACGGCGCCGUUCACCCCACCCUACCAGGACAGCUACUUCUCCUCACCGAACCUGCGACGUCUCGCCACAUCCGUAUACCAGGGCUCGCCAUGGCAUGGCACCGUGCAGAGCCCCCACAUUAUGAGGAGGGCCCCCAAAUUGUGGUCCACCCCCACAGAUUCACAGUCUAGCGGCAGCCCACUGCUGUCCGCCGCCCCACUGCUCAGUCCCAAGCAGGUUGCCGACCAACCCGGUCUUUUGGCCCAGUUCCUCCACAACAGGAAAGAACAGGUUAAAAGCUUCCUGUCCAAGCGUGUGCUGAUCGCGUAUUUGUUCAACAAGCUUCCAGAAGCCUCCAGUGAAGCGCUCUUUGCCGGCAGCCAGGCCCACAUUUGGGCAUUGGAGGGACUGUCCUACCUGGUUCAAGCCUCCUUCUCAGAGGACCACUUUGGCGUGGUGCAGACGGCGUUACCCAGCAUCCUUAGCACAAUGCUGCUCCUGCAAGAGGCAGUGGACCGACACUUCAAGCUGCCUCAUGCUUCCACGAAGCCCAUGCGGACGGCAGGCGGCAUGGGCGAGCCUGCCUACAAAACGCUGCGUUUCGCUCUCAGGGCCGCGCUCAAGACGGCCAUCUAUCGAAUCACCACCACUUUUGGAGAUCACCUCAACGCCGUUCACAUGUCGGCAGAGCACCGCAAGAGGCUGCAGCUUUUCCUGCACUACAAGGAAUGACUUAAUAUUCACAUCUCUGCAUUGUGCUGAUAACAGAGCACAUGUUGGAUGCUUUUAAUUUCACGAGCGCAAGGAAUAGAACGCUCACAGGUUUCUUUGAAAAUAAUCUCAGGGGAGAGAACCAGCCGAAAGUUUCAGGGCAUCACGGUGGCAGGGAAGCCUGUAAACAUUCAUCAGAGAUGAAGAGCGUAUUGAGGUGAGAGAAGUUCUAGUUCAUUCAGGUGGUGUCAAAGUAUUUCAUAUCAAUAAAUAUAUUGCUGCGC
Hippocampus comes (tiger tail seahorse) is the source of this 2377-nucleotide messenger RNA. It is a transcript of the gene ndc1, whose product is annotated as NDC1 transmembrane nucleoporin. NCBI's taxonomy places the organism in Eukaryota, Metazoa, Chordata, Actinopteri, Syngnathiformes, Syngnathidae. The coding region runs from base 105 to 2114 and encodes 669 amino acids. Gene Ontology annotation, molecular function: protein-macromolecule adaptor activity. The transcript is spliced from 19 exons. Gene Ontology annotation, cellular component: nuclear pore transmembrane ring. The record is from RefSeq and is a predicted model, not a curated record. Gene Ontology annotation, biological process: nuclear pore organization.